CAAAAAUAUACAAAAAAAAAAAAAAGAAAAAAAAAAAUAAAAAUAGAAGAAAAAAAGAAAAAUCGUCCAAUAUAAUCAACGAUCUGUUCUCAUUUAUAUACGUCGAUUAUCAUCGUCGUUUAUUCUUCGAUUCGUCGAUUAUAUAGUUUCGUGUAUUUUUCGACGAAAAGAGUGAGACAGAGAGUGAGAGAAGGAGAAAGAGAGAUUUAAAAUCGUAUGUACGCGAGAAGUGAUCGCACCUCGAUUGAAUUUCGAAACCGGUUGAAACCGUAGCCAUUGGACAUCGUCGAAAAGGGCUAAGAGAACCGGUAAGAGAAAGGACGGAAGGAGAAAGGACGUUUACGAUUUGAAAGAAGAAAUAUAAAUUUGUUUUUUCUUUUUUUUUUUUUUUUUUUUUUGUAUUCACUCGAUAAUCAUUUGACGUUUGGAAAACGCUGCUUGGGAUCGUUCGAGAAGAGAACCAAGAAAAUGCUAAUUUGAACAGAUGAUAAAUUGUAAUAAUUAAAAAAAAAAAAAAGAAAAAGAAAAAAAAAGGGACGAUUAAUCAUAAAAAAAAAACGAAGUAAUAAUCCUUAUAUGAAUUUCAUGACAGAAGAAGAUAAGAUCAAGAGAUUAAUCUAAGAUGGGAUACGGUACAGAGAUGGACGGCUGCGGCCGUUUUAUGAAGUACUCAUUGUUCUUUACAAAUUUCAUCAUCUUCAUCGGUGGUAUCGUUAUAACUGGCUUAGCGAUAUGGGCAUUUGUCGAUAAAGUACCUUGGAUAGGCGAAUUGGUGGGAAACGAUUUGUUGACAGGUGCUAUUUAUGUAUUAUUAGCUGGUGGAAUUUUGGUAGCUAUUAUCGCUUUCUUUGGAUGCGUUGGUGCGUCGCGUGAAGUCAAAUGUAUGCUGGUCACAUAUUUCAUAAUCGUGUUUUUAUUAUUCGUGACGAUGCUAAUUGGCGGUGUUCUCGGCUAUGUGUUCCGUGAAAAAUUAUUGAACACAUUGGAACGUGAAAUGUCCGGUAGCCUGAGAUUAUAUGAUCAUCGCAAAUCUAUCCGUGAUGCUUGGGAUACUACGCAGAGUCAGCUCCAUUGUUGCGGUGUAUAUACCUGGAGAAAUUGGGGAGUUCAUGGUCUCCUUGUGCCACAAAGUUGUUGUCGCGAAGUUCAACCCGGACAGCGAUUUAACUGCAGUUCCGGUACUGACACAGUAAAUCCAUCGAACGCUUAUCUGGAAGGUUGCCUAAACAGAACGCAAGUUUAUAUGCAACAGCAUGCAGCCGUUAUGGGUGGCGCUGGUAUUGCUGUUGCGUGUCUCAUGUUCUUUGGCAUGAUAUUCUCUUGUGCAUUAUUCAAGAUGAUAGAAUGACAAAGCAAUGACUACUACGUGUAAAAAAAACAUCCCGUGGGUAUUCUUUUGAUCCAGACAAGCACGGAAGAUAAUGAAAAUUUCCAACGCAUACUCGACGAUUUUUUUUCUCUUAUAAAUCACGCGACGAUAGAUCUUUAUCAUCGUCAUUAAUAAAUCUGCCUCCGUGUAUAUCUCAAUAACAAAUUCUCGUCAUUCGUUUUUUUAUUCUUCUACAAUUCUUAUCAAAUCAU
Messenger RNA from Vespa mandarinia (Asian giant hornet), 1581 nucleotides. It is a transcript of the gene Tsp74F, whose product is annotated as Tetraspanin 74F. Lineage: Eukaryota; Metazoa; Arthropoda; Insecta; Hymenoptera; Vespidae. Gene Ontology annotation, cellular component: plasma membrane. The record is from RefSeq and is a predicted model, not a curated record.